AAGCAAAUUUCGCAUCGAUGGUAUCCUCAAGGUAUUGCAAAUCGGUGCCCUUCAGCUUUACGACUCCGAUCCCGCAUCUCGCGCGCGCGAUAGCAUCUUGAUAAGAGAGGCACCUUGUUUCGUUGCUUGAUACGCUCGUCGGGUUCCCGCUCCGUUCCCUUCCAUCGAUCGCCUUUCGGGUAUCGCGAUCAGGUAAGCAGAUACGAGCGAGCGAUUUGAGUUCGCUCCGAUGUGUUUUCUCAUCGACGUUUUUUGCGAGAGUAUCAAGCGAUCGUCAAAUACGCUCGGUUCGAUCGGGACUUUAUCGAAUGAUAAAUUCGCCAGGUGAAUUUUCAGUAUAAACUCUCCGGUUAAUGUCAUCCGAUCGACUUAUCUAGGCCUCUGCGCGAAUUGCGAUUUACCAUAUAAAUUGCAAGAGAUCUCCGUCAUUUUUAUACGUCCAAUCCGAGCGGCAUCUCAUUCCGUAGGCUAUAACUUAUUUUCACGGAAGAGGUAUGAAGCCACGCUCAAACACGCAGAGUCUCGCAAAUUCGUAUUCUCUCAUUCAGCAAGUAAUGCGUUUCGCCUUUUUUUUUUUAUUAUUUAUGCCGUUCUUGGUGUGACAUUCACGCUUAAUCUACUUUAAGGAUUAUCCGUCUGUUCGUUUUAAUGGUAAGAUUCUUUGCCGUGAUAUUUAUCAAUCAUAUUGAUUUGUACGACGAUAUUAUACUAUUUAUAUUGUUGUAACUAGCGUGGUCGACAGUGUAUCAAGAAUUCACAAAAACGAAUUGACGAAAAUUGAUUGAGGGGGCAUCGUCUGGAGAGAUUUCAUGUUAAUUGAAAAGCAACGCAAAAUUUAGGAGAUUAAUUUAAUUUCUCGAGAGAGCAUAGCAUUUACAUAGUAACUUAGGCUAUACGUUGAACCGCCGAGGAUAGCCUUUUUGGACCGGCGACGGCUGGUGAAUACGACCGUAGGAAAUCGACUUUUGCUCGUGCGAUGCUCGAACAAUGGGCAAUAAAGGCGAUAAGAGUUAAUUUCAUCGGCCGGCGCGCGCUGGAGCAAGUGGCCACUCGAGCCGCGUGUAGUCGUCAGUUUGUGGCCGAGUCCCGGAGGGAAGAGAAGAGGCCGGCAUGCGCCACCGUUCGCGUACGGCAUCAGUCGCGCGUAACGCAGGAAAUGCGUUAAUCCGUCCGUUCUCUCUAGCGGUGGUCGUUUGUCGGAAAGCGGACGCAGCGGGGAACGCCCGAGAGGAUUCGCGAGAGGAAUAAAUCGCGACCGAGGUAGAACGAGAUCGCCGAAAUUCUCUCAUUCAAGUAUAAACUUUAAUUGGCAUAAGCGUCUGCUGGUGAGAUGUGAUAUUUUGUCUCUCACCCCUUUUUUUUCACGGUAUAACGUAACAACUCUAUAGACUCUUCCGGUUCAUAAUGGCUCUGUAAAUAAUUGAUAAUUUUUUAUAUUCGGCGCGAAGAUGACUACUACUGAUGUGAAGGCAGAUUUUAAUCUUGCCAGUUGACACGUGAAGUAAUUGACGCGCGGUUAUGAUUCGGCGUGUUUUCAAAAGAUAAUCCUUGCUGCGAUGUGUAUUUAAAAUAUUGUUUUUACGUGAUAUAUGAUGAUCGUCCUGAAUAAAGAAAACAUAUUUAUACGGCAAUAUUUUUCGUAUGAGCAAAUAAAUAAAUGCACCGAUGUUUAUCCUCGCGCGAGAUGGAGGGAAAUAUUGCAUUCAUUGUAAUUAAUCGGAUUCCCCUUGAUCAAUAUUUAUGGAAUCACUACGCGAAUAAUCGCGUUCGCAGUUAUUGAUUGAUAACCGAAUAAAUAUAAUUCAAUAUAAUUGAAUCUAUUGCAUAGCAUUAUUGCAUAUAUAUAUGCAUAGAUUCGCGGAUAUACUUUUGAUGUGAGUGCAAACAUUCAUCGUGAUGUAGCCGCGAAUGUACAUACGUCCUAUUUUGUAAUUCACGUGACGCAUUUGUUACAUCGAAUAAUAGAUGAUUUACAUUUCGCGGAGGAUAAAUUUCAGAUUUUUUUAACCGCGCUGUCGCGACAAUUGCGUAUUACUUCCGGUUUGCCCUUCGUAUUAUCGCCUCGACCGGACAAAGCUGCUGUAAAACUUUGCGCGAAACGUCAAAGCGUGAAUCUGCGUUUCUCUGUUUCUCUGUUAUUUUUUAUUCAAGUUUUUAUUUAAUUUUUUUAUUCAAGUACAUCAAAUAUUAAAGAAAAUGACAUUUUUUGUGUCUCAAAUAUCGUGUCACAUAUUUGGGGGGGGGGAGGAUUCGCAAUCUAUCAUUUAAGACAGCGUUAUUUAAAAAUACCGGAUAUAGACAUCAUCUCGCCAGGGCAGGGGCUCCCAGAAUUAUCCGUCUUAAUCUCAAUGACAUUUUUCGGUCAAUUUGAAUCUACAUAUACGUCCUUUGUUCCAACGAUUAAUCAAAUGAGCGGAUGUCGACAUCGCUCUUACGUAAGAUUUAGCAACGUUCGUCAAUAAUGAUUUCGAGUCGUUGUUUUUCCUCGUAAAAGUUCGUUUUUCAUUUUCAGCGCGAUUCGAGGAUUAACCGCAGAGAACGAUCUCGUCUAUCGUCAAACCGGCUGCGGCGAUCAUUCGCUCGCAGUGGCGAAGAGAGGAGAAAAAAACGGGGAAAAGCGUUUAAAAAAGUGGUAGGGAGUCAGAGAGAGAGAGAGAGAGGAGUGGAAGAGGGUAGAGCACUUGAACAACGCGUUGCGGCGUCGGGCAAACGCGUUGUUCCUGCGACCGACACAUUUUCCGUGCCGAUGCACUUACCCUCGCGCACCCUCUCCGCGCGCGUUGCACCCUAUACAACGCCGGCGACGAUGAUCUAUCCCUCCGUGCGCUUCCCCACCCUCAUUCUGUGUCUCGUCGCACACACACACACACACACACACACACACACCAUCUCUACUUCCUUUCGUCCGUCACCCCACUCGUCUACCCUUCGCUCACCUACGAGUGACGACGCCUGCCUCUCGAAAUAGUCGCUACAAAGCGAUUCACCGUGCAUAUCGUGCCGCGGACGUGAUUGCUGAGCCGCUCUCUCUUUCUUUUUAUCCUGGCGUAAAGAGAAAAAAAGCGGCCGGCCGGGAACGAAGAUUUCGGCGCGGGCGACGCGAAGAUGAUUUUUUCGGGGCGGACGAGACGGCGUUCCUCGAGAGAUUCUCGCGGCUACGCGGUGUGGUUCGAUGUGUCGGCGUGAGUUUUUGUAGCCGACGGUAUAUUUCCGUUAUGAUAUUACCCGCGUUAUCGGAGUUAUUGUGCAACGGCAGUAUGACAGUGCUUAUCGCUCCCGCUGCUUGGAUCCCUCUGCUGUUCGCUGUUCGCGCGCGCACCGUCAAGCUCUACCCUCAUCGCAGUUCUUGCCUUCCAUUCAUUUCGACCGCCGUUAAUCGGCUUUCGCGGAGAGUGCACUUCUGUAUCUGAUGAAAUAUUCGGCGUGUCUGCAGGAAUCAAAGGCCAGCUGAGUUUUAUCGCAAAUAUGCGACACGGAGAUCGGCGGAGCGGCGAUUGUGUCGACGGUGACAAUAGACUGCGCGCAGAAGAGAUCGUGAAACUGUUUAAUGUGCGUGAAAUUGUUUUACGUACUUUCUCAGCGAUCGUUUCAAGAGAACAAUUUAAUUUCUCACGUUUUAAUCCACUUAUUCACCGUCGAUCGGCGCGCAAAUUGUGUUUUUAAUCGAAGAUACCGCGUCCGGUGGCACGGACUUUCGUUUUAUUUCGAUAUGUUUCAUCUUCGCCGCGCCGUCGAUAAAAGUUAGAGUUUCCGAGGAUAAAAAAAAAAAACUGUUUCGUAAUUCCGUCAGUCGAGAAUCGACGAACGUCGAGUGACGACGGAAAGUCGUCGCGGGCUUUUGAGUUCGUUACGCGGUAGCGAAUGACAGUCGUCACGAGAACGAUCACGGUUCAGCGCGGCCGGAAAGUGAAAAAUGAUUCCUCGCGAUACCUCGUUAUAAGCGAGGGCACACGUGGAUAACCUGGUGAGCGAUGUGCAUUACGUGCCGGUGAUUGAACAUCGCGGCGCCGCCGCCACGCGUAUUACGACAGUCUCCCGGGAUGAGAGAAGUGGCACUUUAUUCAUAUAUUAUUCGCCACGAGAGAUAGAGGCGUAUCGAUACACCGAUAAUCGGACCGAUACACGACUGCGCUCACUCGAGCGCUCGCUCGGGAUCCUUGUCGGAGAUGUGCGCUCGUUAGUCGCUGGGAUGGAUAAACAGAGGAAGGGAGACACAUCGAGAAGGUGAGUGCGGUCCGCCACUCGUCGUUCAGCCGGGCGCUUCCACGGAAAUUUCUCCUCCGUGUUCUUUCGACCGCGCCGGCACGACUUUUCGCUCCCGCUAAAUCCCGCCGAGGACCCUUCGGAAAGAGUCGCACUUGCACGAUUCGAACGGCGAACCGUACUUUCACUCGAUCGCUUGUCCCGCACCUCGCCGACCCUCAGCCGACGUAUACGCGAAGAGGAGAACGCCCGGGUGGCGCGACGCGAGAAGGGGGGAAAAAAAGAGAGACUCCGGGCAGAAGGAGAAACGCGAGAAGAGGAAGCGUACACGCACGCACGUACGUGCAUACGCACAUACGUACACGAACGAAACGAAGCGAGUGAGCGCUCGCGAGAGUUCGUCGAGAGGUUUAGUGACCUCGGCGUGUCGUCGUUGUCCUAAGGAGAAGCAGGAGUAGGACGACAACGACGACGACGACGACGACGACGACGAGCACGAGCACGAGCACGAGCACGGGCGCAAGCACGAGCACGACGACGCCGAGGCGCAACGAGACGACGAGGAGUGGCCGAGAAGAAGAAGAGCAAAUUGGUGCUCCCGGUAGCAGGGGCCCAUGAGCGCCGUGGGGGAAACGUUGCGCAACGUGUCGAGGCGCAGCAGGCACGGCCCGCGCGGCAGCGGCAGCGGCGGCUCGACCGGCGCCGCCGAUUGGUCCGCGGCGGCCGCGCGGGGCCCGGCCCAGCCGGCCCCCGUCGCCACGUCCGCCACCGCCUUCGCCAGGCCCCAGGAUAUCACGGGCCCGACCAGACGCCAGUCCUCGCGCGACAGCGUAGACCCCGCCGGCCAGCUCACCCCACCUGACCACGCGGACCUUCUCUUCAAGGUGAUGUUACUCGGUGACAGUGGCGUUGGGAAAACUUGUCUUCUGACGCGUUUCCGUGACGGCCGCUUCCUGCCAGGAAACUACAUAACGACCGUCGGCAUUGACUUUAGGAACAAAGUUGUCACCGUCGACGACACGCCGAUCAAGCUGCAGAUAUGGGACACAGCCGGCCAGGAGAGGUUCCGAAGCGUGACGCAUGCUUACUACCGAGACGCACACGCGCUUCUGCUGCUGUACGACGUGACGAAUAAGACGAGUUUCGACAACAUCAGAGCUUGGCUAAGCGAAAUCCGGGAACACGCGAACGAGGAUGUCGUCAUCAUGCUGCUGGGUAACAAGUCUGACUGCGGAACGGAGCGCAUUGUUAAGCGAGAAGACGGCGAACGAUUAGCGCAGGAGUACAAAGUGCCGUUCAUGGAAACAUCUGCCAAGACUGGCCUCAACGUCGAAUUGGCGUUUCUCGCCGUUGCACGAGAGCUGAAGGCUAGAAAAAGCGACGACUCCGAUGGGACGAAAUUCAACGUUCAGGACUACGUGCGUCAGCAGUCGCAGAGAAGCUCCUGCUUCAACUCGAGUUGCCUGACAACCUGAAAUGCUUUCUUCUUUUUUAUGUUAAAUUAAGAGGACACGCAGACCGGAACCGCGUUGGCCGCGUGAAAUUGUCAUUGCGAGCCGGGGCACUCAUUUGAUUUCCGUGAGAGUAACAUUCGUUACGGGACGAUAUUAAAUUUUAUACUCGAUUUAUAGAGUAACGUUGCGAGUAAACCACAAUCACGCGUGUUGAUCCAAGUUCGUCGGGCGAAUAAGAAUCGGUUGUUCUCAGGCGAAGUGGUAUUUCGUUCAACUGAGAGUUAAAUAAAUGUUAACGAAAACCGCAUACGCGAUAUCCUUGAAAAGAGAUCGAGGAAAGAGCAGAAUUUUUUUUUUUAACGUAGCAUCAAGGGGAAUCUCACGGAGUCCUCGUUAAACGUAAACAUACAUAUGUCAAUGAUUACUCGAACACGCUGUAUAUUAAUGUGAAUAGUUCUAAGAGGAUAGAGAGAGUUUCACACGCAGGACAUCCCUGUAGGUAAGGCUUUAGCUUAAUGGUUCUAAUUUCGCGUACAUAUAUGCAUAUACAUAUAUCAUUAAGCGCUUAAAGCGAUCAUCAAACGAACAUAAGUUGUAACGUCGAUUGUCGUACACGCCAGUUCCGUAAUCGUUCGUUACAUUGUGCUCCAUUAGCGUUUCGCUGUUUGCAACAGAGGAGCGCGAAUAAUCUUCGAUUUGCAUACAAUGUGCUUGUUACGAGUUAUAUAGCUUGGUGCGGUUGCGUUUCUCUCGCGGUGCCUGCGUGAGCGAAAACAAAAUGUCAACGCAAGCUCAGUCGACGUACCAAGUAGUUGCGAAGUAGUGCGUGUCGAAAGAGAGAGAGAAGGAAAUAAAAAGAGAAAGAGAGAAGAGUACAUUUCGUAAAAAGAAGGCUGAGAAAACGUUUCGCGGCCACUGUUGAACGGAAUUUUCCCGCGGUCAUCUACCUCCUCUCUCUUCUUUUAUUCUUUUCUUUCUUCCUUUUUGUGAUGAGAAUACGUCAUAGACUUCCAUAUACCGUCGAAUAACCGCUAAUUCUGAAAGACGAAAGCGAAAAGGCAAACGAGAGAGGAGGGGUAGCGGUCAUUUUUAACGAGUCCAAAAUUGUCGUUGCCGUCAUCAUCGAACCGAGAAAUCUUUUUUUAAAGAGUAAACGGUGUUUAUGCUAAUAUUAUUUCGCCGGGUGCCGUUUUGCCUGCCGAGGACUCGCGACAAAUUGCGAUACUGUUGGCAAAUCUAGAUGUUCCAUAGAAAUCUGUGAUGCACGUUUCGCGAUCGUUAUCAUGCGCAUGAGCAUAUUUUGUAAUCAAUAAACUGAUAUUUAUGUAAUACUAGAGUGGGAUAUUAAUGAGCCAAUUGGAGUGAAAAAUAGUUAUCCGCAAUGUAAUGGAGGAAUAAAGGAAAUUUAUCGAUCGUUAUCAUGUCAGAGUUCUAAGCAAAGUUGAGGACUGCUGUCUGUUGAAGAGUCAAUAAACUUAAUACUGUUUAAUAAAGCCCUGUCGAACGUCGUUACCGCGAAAGGACCGUUUAAUCGCUCUUGAUUUGUCUAAGCCUCUAUUUUGCGAUAGAAUUAACGGUAUAGUAAUAGGGACGAUCGCGCGCGAGUGCGGACAUUAAUUUUAUAGCAAAAUGGAAAUCCAAGCAGAAUUUAAAGUCGGUUUAGGCAGAAGAUUGACGGAAAAUAUAUCGCGUAUGUUACAUCCUGAUGUAUAUGACAUGCAAUCUGUCUUACCUGCAGUGUACAAAUGACAAUUUCAUGUAUCAAAUGUAUAUCAGAAGGAAUAUAUGAAAUAAAAGUCGACCAAACAUA
Monomorium pharaonis (pharaoh ant) is the source of this 7467-nucleotide messenger RNA. It is a transcript of the gene Rab26, whose product is annotated as ras-related protein Rab-37. Bases 4818 to 5678 code for a protein of 286 amino acids. Gene Ontology annotation, cellular component: endosome; Golgi apparatus. The transcript is spliced from 7 exons. Gene Ontology annotation, molecular function: GTP binding; GTPase activity. The record is from RefSeq and is a predicted model, not a curated record. Lineage: Eukaryota; Metazoa; Arthropoda; Insecta; Hymenoptera; Formicidae.